Molecule: messenger RNA, 1792 nt
Organism: Exaiptasia diaphana
Lineage: Eukaryota; Metazoa; Cnidaria; Anthozoa; Actiniaria; Aiptasiidae
Exons: 8
Coding region: 566-1741 (391 amino acids)
Molecular function (GO): oxidoreductase activity
Source: RefSeq, a predicted model, not a curated record
UUUGAGCCUCGCAAGUUUUACUCUUAGAAACGCGCGCUGAAAUACUGAUAUACAGUUGCUUACUUCAGAGAAAGAUUCAUUAAAAAUGUGGCUAUAAUAGCUUUACAAUCACAGUGAUGAACUCUUAUUAAAAGCAAUGGUGACCUAGUACUUGUACAAARUGAACGUACAGAAGAAGCAUCUUAAGAUAGCUGUUAUUGGCAGUGGAAUAGCUGGACUUAGCAGCUCAUGGCUUCUUAGUCUUCAUGGGCAUGAUGUUCAUAUUUACGAGAAAGAAAGAAGCCUUGGUCUUGGUUCGCAUUCAAUCGACAUCGGAUCUAAUGGUGAUGUGGUUGAUGUGCCUAUUCGUUGCUUCAGUGAAGGCUUUUACUCUGAGCUAUUAAAUCUUUUUCAAUACGUUGGUAUUGAGACGUCUAUUCUGAGUCUUUCGCCGUCGAUCCAGAUUUAUGGGCAAAGUUGCCAUUACAAGCUGUACAAUUAUCUAUUUGGUGGACUAGCAAUACCAUACAUACAUCCUUUGGAAUUCCUUAAGAACCUGUCAUCUUAUUGGACGAUUUUCAUAGAUAUGUAUUGGUUUAAGAAGGCAACUUUUUCCAUGCAAGAGAACAAGGACAUUCGCUCCUCUCUGUCAAAAGUAACGUUAGCAAAAUACAUGCUAGAUAAUAAUUACUCCAAGGAAUUCACAGACAGGUUUCUUAUACCAAUUUUUGCAGUCAUAGCUAGCAGCUCAGCGCAAGAUGCACGUAACUACCCAGUUACUGUUGUCAUGGAUUUUCUAAGCACGAUGUUGCUGACGGGUAAAACUACUCGUCGUAUGAAAGAAGGAACUCGGGAAGCGAGUAAAACGUUGGCAAAGGGUAUCAAAGUAAAACAUACCAGCGUCAAAGUUGAAAGAAUCGUACCCUUGCGUGACAUGAUGGGCAAGGUACAGGGACUAAAAGUAUAUGCUGAUGGGCUUCCUGUGGAAACAUUCGAUCACGUGAUUGUUGCUACACAAGCCAAUCAGGCUUUGGKUCUGUUCCAGGAUGACCAAGAUAAGAGAAGAGAGGAGGCUCUUAAGGGAUUUACUUAUGUGUGGAGUGAAGUUGCGAUACAUUCUGAUGAGCGUCUGAUGCCUGUUCACCAAUCGCAAUGGUCAGCAUCCAAUGUCUUUGUUCAGCCAAAUUGCCCAGAAACGGCAGUCAAUCGGCUGACAACAAGCGGCUUUUCUACUGAUAAAGACUGCAGCUUCAAAAUAAACCCAUGUAUUAACAUUGAUACGAAGGGACUGGGUGACUGUUCACCCGGAGGAGCYAUUAUGUGCACAAUGUGGCAAAACAAGAUACAGCCCUUGAAGAYGAAUAGUGCGACUAGAAAAGGUGCUAUGAAUGUCUUUCAGACUUGGAAUCCUUGGAUCAAACCACGCCCAGAAAAAGUUUACCCAAAUGGAUACCACUACUUUGAGCGACCUGUUGUUACUAUUGAAACUGAAGAAGCUUUGCGGAAGCUACAAGACAUCCAAGGACACGACAACAUAUGGUUUAUUGGCGCAUAUAGUCAGAGUGGAGUGCCUUUGCUUGAAAACGGUGCCGACAGUGGUCUGACAAUUGCUGAGAAGAUAACCAAGCAACAAAGACCAUGGAAAAGGAAUACACGCAAAGAAAUACACUAUGGUCUGACAGGAAAAAAAAUAAUUAUGAUUAUUUUUGUAGUUGGAUUUGUUGUUUUUAGUUUCACGUCUUUUCUUUUCCUUAUUGUGUAAAAUAUUCAGCUAAAUCAUUACAUAAUGUCAUAAAUAAAAAUUAUAAAAUAA